Monoraphidium neglectum is the source of this 996-nucleotide messenger RNA. RefSeq lists its product as hypothetical. The transcript has 3 exons. NCBI's taxonomy places the organism in Eukaryota, Viridiplantae, Chlorophyta, Chlorophyceae, Sphaeropleales, Selenastraceae. The record is from RefSeq and is a predicted model, not a curated record. Bases 1 to 996 code for a protein of 331 amino acids.
AUGGGGGUGGAGAUGCUGCCGCGCCUGGACGGCUUUGUUGACCCCGGCCCCGCCAACCUCGUGGCGCUGACCGAGGGCGUCCACAGCAAGGAGGCGCUGGAGCUGGUGCGGGAGCACCUGCUGGGCGUGAUGGGCCCCGCGGCGGGGCGGCAGUUCAGCAGCGAGUUAAUCAAGAUGAGCAAGUUCCAGAUCGCACAGGUAUACGCGGCGUCAGUGAUGUUUGGCUACUUCCUGCGCCGCGUGGACCGCCGCUUCCAGCUGGAGAAGGCGCUCGGCUCCAUCGACCAGGAGGGGGGCGCGCCCGCGGUCAGCGCCGGCACGGCGGCCGGGAUCAUGGAGCCGGCGCCCGGCAGCGACAAGGGCGGUCCCUCGCGCCCUGCGGGCGUCGACGACGCGGUGGCGCGGCUGGAGCGGCUAUUCCAGGAGGCCGGGGAUGUGGAGACGGCCAGCGACCCGGACAGCGUGGACGCCUCGGUGGUGGAGGUGGGCGCAUCCGGCGCGGAGGACGAGGGCGCGCCCGCCGACAACGCGGCCUCGCAUCGCGCUGCGGAGGGCGAGGCGAGCAGCAGCGGCCGCGGCGUUGGCGGAGCGGGCGAUGCGUCCCUGCAGCCGCCGCGCAAGAGUGCGCUGCGGCGCUACGUGGAGGGCUUUGACCAGGCCAUGAUGGUUGAGACCGCGCGCGUGGUAAGCGCCGAGGGCGCGGCGCUGGUGGAGCGCCAGACCUCGGCGCUGUUUGGCGACAUCAAGGAGCUGACGCGGCAGAUGCAGGAGGCAGUGGGCGGCGGCGUCGGCAGCGCGGAGGAGCUGUACGCACGCAUCCAGGCGGCGGUGGCCGGCAACAAGAUCGAGACGGUCACCAUGACCGUGGCGACACAGAGGCGGUGCGUCCUGGAGGCGGUUGCGUUUGGGUCUUUCCUGCGCGAUGUUGAGGGGCACGUGCAGGCUGACUACGGCCUGCUCACCCCUCUGCCCAAAAAUUUGCCCCCUGGUCAGUAG